AUGACGAAACUUUUAAUUGUUACGGUGUCGUUGCUUCUGCUGGUCGUUCUCUUCACGUCAUUACCGUCAGCUGCGAGUAACACCGCGACUCACAGAAGACGACUCGCCGUGUUCACGGCCUCGCUGAUGGACGAGAGUCCCGGCAGUCGCCUACAGCGAGAGAGCGCCGCCGCGUGGACCGCCUCCUCCAACGGCCCCAGCUUCCUGCGCCAGACCGUUCCCGCUGACUCAACCAACGACGCUGCUGACUCAUCCAGCGGUGCUGCUGACUCAUCCACCCCCACUGCUGGCUCAUCCAACGGUGCUGCUGAUUCCUCGUCUGCUGCGUCCGCGUCCUUGCCUCCACCACCUAAUUCCAAACAGCCCCCGGCCACUUCGCCUGGAAAGAGCACUUCCAGCGAGAACAAGCAGGCAAACUCACAGCCACCACAGCAGCAGCCGCAGCUGCAGCAGCAGCCACCGCAGCAGCAGGCGGUGCCAUUCGGGCAGGUGCUACCCACGCAGGGCGACCUGGCAUCGCUGCCAGACUGCACGCGGCAGCUUGCGGCGUUCCCCAAGCUCAACCGCUCCGAUGAGGCGGUCAGGCGCUUUGCGUGCAUCGCUGACACAUACCUUCACCCCUGGAUGGGCUCCAGCUUGCCCACCGCCUCUCCCUCCGGAAAAACUAAUAGCCCACACCUCAACAGCCCGUCCCUUUUCCCAUCCCUCCCCACCCUUGGUCCCCACGCCACCUACCAGUUCAUGUCGUGUUCAGGUCACAUCCGCAUCAUCGACGGGCAGGUUUUCUUCCGCUACGGGGGCUUCCACUACCAGUGGGACCGCCUGCACCGCUUCGUGCAGUCAGUCAAGCUCAUCCAGGCAGCUAUCCGCCACUACUCCCUGCUCGCCCUGCGCGCCGAGUUCUUCCUCUCCACCUGCGACCUCCCCAAGAGCUUCGACAGCUCUCUGAGUGGCAUCUUUGGCGGGCGGCCGAUUUUCAGCACAGAGUGGCUGCCGGGCACGCUGGACAUCAUCGUGCCUGAUCCGCUGGACCUUUCCGCAAGCUAUCAGGCUGGCAAGGACGCCAAGACCCCGUGGGAGCAGAAGGCAAGCAAGGCGGUGUUCAGGGGCGGGUUCACCAACUUCAAGCUGGGCCCCGACCACCGCUGGCGAGUCAGCCCGCGCUACCGCCUCCACCGAAUGACGGAUGUGCGCCCAGACCUGCUGGAUGCUCGAGUCAUGCGCCUGCUCGUGGAUGAUAAGACCAGAAGCAUGGCGAUGGGUGACGGGUUGAGCGAGGCGGCCAAGAUGGAGAAGGCGGAGUCGCAGCGCUUCAAGUACGAGGUCGUCGUGGACGGCGGCGCUGGCUCUUGCCGCACCUGUGGCGUGCUGGGCAGCGACCAGGCCAUGAUCAGGCAGGACACGCCCUUUGCGCAGUUCUACCAGCCGCUACUGCAGCCGUGGCGGCACUUCAUCCCCACGGACCACUUCUUUGGGGACCUCUUUGACCGCGUGGAGUGGGCGCGGCACCACGACCAGCAAGUGCGCCACAUGAUUGCCAACGCCCACCGUGUCGCCAGGUUGGGGUGCUCCCUGGAGGGCCGCACGCUCUACUGGGCCGUCCUCCUCGUCAAGUACGCCGCCCAGGCCCUGGAAGACCCCUCCGCAGUCACCCGCCCGGACGUCGUCUCCACAUGCCCUGCGCCGCCCGCUAGAGAGCGCAUGCGGCCGGCACAGGAGGAGAGUGAGAUUGUGAGGCCGGAGGCGGGGUGGCCGCCGGUGUGUGCGGAUAAGGACGUGGCGCGGGUGAAGCAGCCCCCCUGCACCUUCUUCUGUGUCAAGGGGCCCAUGCCGCGCAACAGGCAGGUCUGGCUCAAUGCGGACCUCUUUGACUCGGUUGACUUUGUGGGCCCGCAUGUUGCUGACAUGGAGGAGUAA
Messenger RNA from Closterium sp. Yama58-4, 1917 nucleotides. NCBI's taxonomy places the organism in Eukaryota, Viridiplantae, Streptophyta, Zygnematophyceae, Desmidiales, Closteriaceae. The record is from the annotation of a GenBank genome assembly.